GUCACACAGCUGACUGCCGGCUCGUCGGGGACAUCAGUCGAAGAGUCGUUCAAGGCAAUCUAAGCUCUUCAAUUCAGCGACUGAUUGGAUAAAGAGAGAAGAGCUCCUCGAUUUCUUGAGAGACAUUUCUGUGAGACCAUGAGACCACAGUACGAGAUCCUCCUGCGAGCCGAUGUCUUGCAGAGUCUCUCAGACUAUCGCGAUGCGUUAUUGCGUAAGUCGGCGGAAGCAGGGUCUCACUUCGGGAAGCUCUUGAAAGAAAAACAGCUAGAAGAUCUGUCGACAGAAUCGAUGCUGGAACUACUCCUUCAGACGAAAAAACCUCUUUUCUUCGCUAAAAGGAGCUUGAAGGGAGAUGGCUCGGAUUGGACGCCAGCUGAGGUUAGAAUUCUGGGGAACGUCUGCCUCGGAGUAGAGGUCACAGUCUUCGACAACGGAUGCUGGAAGCCCAAGGAUGCUGAGUUCAAAACGCACGCUGUACCGUUCACGGCCCAUCUCGUUUUCGUCCCCGGACCCCUAUUGACCGGUAGCCGCUCUCCGGACUAUACAGACCUAGUCGAGGGUGAAAGAUUGAAUUCAUCCAAAUAUUUUGAGCUCAUGAAACGACGUCUGGAGCCGGCGUUCGACUUCAUCAACUCGAAGUCCAGCCAGGAGAGGAAGGCAUUGGUGGUCAUCCCGGGUAUCGGCUGCGGUCUGUUUGGGGGUAAAUUCACCAAAGAGUUGCCGAGCAUCUUGGAGGAAACCAUAGCGAGGAUCUUGCACCAGAACCAUCAACGCUGGCUCUAUAUAAAAUGUACGACGUUCGUCCCUUUCGACGGCGAGAUGAAGAGCACUUCAAUAGGAAAGAUCUCGUAUCGCGUCCGACCUCACCUGAAACACAAGACCCCGAUGCUCUCAGAAACAAAAGAGUUCGAGGAAGGAUCGGACGACUUUUCAAAAGAUCAUCUUUUCAAACUCGUAGCUUGGGAUCAUUUCUCAUAUCCGGGAAACAACUUCUUCCGCUGCAAGCGUCAAACUGACGACGGAGUAUCGGCGGCUGCUACCGACUGCAUGGCGAGGGUCCUGGGAGUCUAUGGCCACUACGAUGGACGUGGUCGUUAUAUGCCACCUAAGCAAUAUGAGAGUUGGGAGAGCGUGGUCAAAGCAAAUCAUAUCCUGCUCGAAGUUAAGGAGAACCUCCGUAUCACACCGAAUGUCGAGUUUGGAACGACGUCCCGAAGGGAGGGGAAUUCAGUAGCGGAGAGCGACCUCAUCCCACGACGCCUAAUGUGAUAAUCCGUGGGAGCUCCCUUUUCUCUGCCCGGUGAUCUCUGGAAGGUGAUACGCACUGCGCAAUCGCCGAGAAUGCGCCUCCCUGAGAUUUCAUUGUCAAUA
Molecule: messenger RNA, 1374 nt
Organism: Galendromus occidentalis (western predatory mite)
Lineage: Eukaryota; Metazoa; Arthropoda; Arachnida; Mesostigmata; Phytoseiidae
Exons: 2
Coding region: 139-1272 (377 amino acids)
Source: RefSeq, a predicted model, not a curated record